AUGAGACAUAAAAUGCUACCGGAGAAAGGGAAGACUACCAAUACUGACCUCCAAGGUUCAGGAGAACAGGAGAGACAGACCAGUGAGGACAUAGAGAAAGAAGGCCAAGAAGGUCUUGAGCCCAUGGUGGUGUCCAAGAGAGCAGGAAGUGUCUCUCCUGAACUGAAGUCUGGGGACGAAGAGGAUUUUAUAAAAGCGGAGAUCCCAGAGAUGGUUGGGGGUGAGCCAAGUGAGAAGAGGUUGAGACCUCAAGAUUCUCCAGAGGUUUUGAAGGCCCCACAGUCCCCAGAUUCUGGAUGGGGAACCCCACAACUGUCUGAACCAUGGGAAAAUACUAAGGCCAGCCUGCCUUCUUUUGAGGGAGGUUCAGAGGCUUGUCAGAGGUUCAGGGGUCUGGCUGAUGUCAGUGGAGAAGCCGUUGAGGAAUAUGGAAGAGUCGGGGGCAGAAAUACGGACGUUUAUAAGAAGGUGAAGGAAGAUCUCCUGCGGGAAGACUUGGUCACCAUGGAUGUGCAGCGGACGCUCUUCAGGGAGUUCCGAUAUCAAGAGGCCGAGGGGCCUCGUGAAGUCUGUAGCCGCCUCUGGUACCUCUGCCAUCGGUGGCUGAAGCCAGAGAGGCAUACUAAGGAGCAAAUCCUGGAGUUGGUGAUCCUGGAGCAGUUCCUGGCCAUCCUGCCCUUAGAACUCCAGAGUUGGGUCAAAGCGGGUUGCCCUCAGACGUGUGACCAGGCAGUGGCCAUAGCGGAAGAUUUCCCACCUCGACGGCAAGAGGCUGGGCUGCGGGAACGUGAGGCUCCAGCGCUGAUCAUGGAGGGGGCUGUGAAUUUUCCCACUGCUGAGGGCCCUCCGUCUACCCGGAAAAAGAAGCAACGUCGCCUCAAGGCCAAGCAGGAGGAUGAAGGCGAGACCGGCUCAGAGGGCGAUGAGUGGGUGAUUGAGAGCAGGGUGUCGGAUCCCGAGCUGGAAAAUCCACGGCCCAUGAAGUUGCGCCGGGCGACCUGGGGAAGCCCUGCCUGGCAUCAGGAGGAUGCAGACGUUGCGGCAAGUCAAGAUGGCACCGAGAGGGAUGGCGAAAACUGCCUGGACCCCAAAGAGGUGAAAAUCUUUCCUUAUUUAGGAGAAGACGGGGACCAGACCCAACCGGUGGUCGUCAAAAGAAGGCGAAGAAGCCGGGGGAAGAAGACUUGUGGUGUGUGCGGAAAAACCUUCAGUCGGAGCACAGUGCUGGCCGCGCAUCAGAGGACCCACACGGGAGAGAAGCCGUUCAUGUGCCAGAACUGUGGGAAAUGCUUCAGCUUCAAAUCCACCCUGGUGGCGCACGAAAGGACCCACACGGGAGAGAGACCCUACACGUGCGACCAGUGCGGGAAAAGCUUCACUGUCAGUUCGGUCCUUACAAGACACUAUCGAGUUCACAUCGAGAAGGAACUGUUCCGCUGCUCGGAGUGUGACAAGACCUUCAGCCAGAAGUCGCAGCUCCUGAACCACCAGAAAAUCCACCUGCGGGAGAAGCCAUUCAAAUGCUCGCAGUGCGGGGAAGGUUUUAGCCGGAGCUCUAGCCUUAAGAAACAUGAGGGCUCCCACACGGGGGAGAAGCCCUUCAAAUGCCCGGACUGCGAGAAAUCCUUCAACACCUCUUCCCAGCUGGUCAAGCACCACCGCGUGCACACAGGAGAGAGGCCAUAUACCUGCGCUGAGUGCGGGAAAAGCUUCAGCCAGUGGCAGAUCCUGAUGGUGCACCAGAGGACCCACACGGGGGAGAAGCCCUUCAAAUGCGCCACGUGUGGGAAAUGCUUCUCCGACCGUGCCGUCCACAUCAGGCACCAGAAAGUCCACACGGGGGAGAGGCCACAUCUGUGCACGACCUGUGGGAAAAGGUUCACUCACCGCACGGUCCUGGUGAAGCACCAGAAAAUCCAUGCCAGAGAAGCUCUGAACAUGCUUCGGCUGGAAGAGGAGCAGAAGCAACAGCCGCCCCCGCCAACAGAAGUCCCAUAA
This is a messenger RNA of Euleptes europaea (tarantolino), 1998 nucleotides long. Its product is annotated as zinc finger and SCAN domain-containing protein 31-like. Gene Ontology annotation, biological process: negative regulation of transcription by RNA polymerase II; regulation of cytokine production; regulation of immune system process. The record is from RefSeq and is a predicted model, not a curated record. The transcript has 3 exons. Bases 1 to 1998 code for a protein of 665 amino acids. NCBI's taxonomy places the organism in Eukaryota, Metazoa, Chordata, Lepidosauria, Squamata, Sphaerodactylidae.